This is a messenger RNA of Purpureocillium takamizusanense, 2763 nucleotides long. It is a transcript of the gene CTI6, whose product is annotated as Histone deacetylase complex subunit, variant 2. The transcript is spliced from 2 exons. Gene Ontology annotation, cellular component: Rpd3L-Expanded complex; Rpd3L complex. NCBI's taxonomy places the organism in Eukaryota, Fungi, Ascomycota, Sordariomycetes, Hypocreales, Ophiocordycipitaceae. The coding region runs from base 505 to 1992 and encodes 495 amino acids. The record is from RefSeq and is a predicted model, not a curated record. Gene Ontology annotation, biological process: negative regulation of silent mating-type cassette heterochromatin formation; negative regulation of rDNA heterochromatin formation.
GCACUAGUGGAGACCCCGACCACGGAAAGCGCCCGCCGUCCUCCUGCUGUUGUCUGUCCGCGUCCAGAGAGCAGAGAGCACCAGCCCUCCUCCUCUGCCGCCGCCUCUGCUCCUCCUCCUCCGCCUCCUCUCCUUCUUGCCAGCCAACCCGACACCUCUCGCGCUCGUCCAAUCCCCCUCCUCCUCUUUGGCGAAGCACGCUGUGGCAUGGGCGCAUCCCGUUUCCCCGCGCGCUCCGUCAUGACAAGCUUCUCCUCUGUUCGACCCGACUGUGCCUUCUCUCGCGAUCCGUCCCCGUCACCCUAGCCCCGUCGCAUUCUCUGCCGCCGCUUGUGUCGCCUCUGGCCAGCAGCGGCGCGGUCUCUCAAACGCCCCGUCACUGUUGAUUGCUGUCGCAGCUCUCGCCGCCGCAGCUCCCAUCUCCGCCGGGCGAGGCAGCCUCACGCCGUCGUCCAAAACCCCGACGCUCCCCGUCACCCCACGCCGGCCCGCCGACCGUCUUCAAUGGCACCCCCUUCGCCGCGUCGAUCCUCGAGAGCCCGCGCGACGAAUUCGCAAUCCCAACAGUCUUCUGUGUCCUCGGGAACCUCUGGACGCCACGAGCGAAGCACCAGAUCCCACCAAAAACCCCCCUCAGGCAAGUCGACGCCCAGCGCCUCGCUCUCGUCGGAGCCGCUCGACGACCUCGACGACACUCUCCUCAGCCGGAGACGCAAGCGCGGCCAAGACGACGAUCCGGAAAGACCCCCCCGCGUCGAAAACACAAUCAUCAUGGCCAAUGGAGCCGUCGACCUCCAGGACGAGGAGGACGAGGCCGUCCGCUGCAUCUGCGGCUCCGAGGACUACCCGGGCCGCCCCCCCGUCGAGGGCCCCGACGCCGACUUCUUCGCCGGCAUCGAGCUGACCGAAGAGGUUACGGGGUUCUUCGUUCAAUGCGACGUCUGCAAGGUCUGGCAGCAUGGUGCCUGUGUCGGCAUCUUCAGCGCCGAGGCGUCGCCCGACGAGUACUUUUGCGAGCAGUGCCGCAAAGACCUCCACAGGAUUCACACAGCCAGCAAUGGGCAAAAAUACUCCAAAUACCUUCCCCUCCAUCAAGCCUCGCGAACGACAUCGCGCGCGACAUCGAUAGCAAAGGAUGGCACUCGAUCCCCGAAACCGAGCGGUUCCAAGAGGGAGCGCCCCAACUCCGCCUCGCAAGCCGCGGCGAAGAGGCGGUCCACGAUGAACAGCCGCGACGCCGCCUACGAUGAUGAAUUGCUCCGUCGAGUCAUUGAGGCGAGCAAAGAGGACGCGCCCCCCGACACGUCGGACACGGCCUCGAGGCGGGCCAAGCGAGGGCGAAGCGACAGCGAAGAGUUGGUCUCUCACACCAGUCAAGCCAUCGACACCGGUCUGACGAGCCACAGAAACGGCACAAACGCCAAGCGGCAGCGCACAGGCUCUCGCUCCGUGUCGCCGGCGGCGGCGGAACUGCCGGACGCAAACGGCGGGGAUGCCUCGGACGACGACUCCAGCGCCCGCAACGGUGCCAAGAAGUCAAGGAACGUCAGAAGCCAGCGCGAGAAGUCGGAGAAGGAGGACAAGGAACAACAGAGGCAGGAGGCGGCAAACAAGCGCAAGGGCCGGGCCGAACGGCGCCGAGCAGAAGGUAGAGUCUUCCGUUUGCAGCUGGACAGGAUCCCAGAAGCUAACGCUGCGUCGUCAAGACUCCGACUUGUCGGAAGAAAUGCCUCUGGCAGCAGCCAAGGUCGUCCAGAGCAAGAGCGUCGAGCCCCCCAGCGUCGAGGAAACGCCGACGCCCGCACAGCCGCCGGGCACGCCGCCGACGAGCAACCCGACAGGCACAUCAGGCACCACCCACAAGAGGGCCGCUCGGAGCUCCCACAAGAGGGGCAAGGGACGCAACCAGUACACCAAGGACCGCGACGCGGACGACGAGUCGCCGGCGCGGUCCAUGUCACGAGAUAUCCAGAAAAACGCGGACGAGCCUAGCCACGGCAAGGCUUCCGCCGAUAGCAAGCACGGACACAAGGGCAAGCAAGCCGCCACGCACAAGAUGAGCAUGCUGGACAUGAAGCGCCGAGUGGCCGCAAUCAUGGAGUUCAUCUCCCGGACGCAGGUGGACCUGGCGGGCGAGCAUGGCGGUUCCACCAGCGGCAGCAGCAGCAGCGGUGCCGACACGCCGCAGAAAAACGACGCCACCGGCGUCAAGGCAGGUGGCGACGGUACAAACGGCGCGACGCCGGACGCGUCCGACGCCAAGGGGUUCAAGGAGCUCAACUGCAUGGAGAUGAUGGACGUUUUGACACGCGAUAUGGUCAAGUGGCAGAACCAGUACUCCUGACGGACGGCUCCGCCAGCCCGACCGUGUAUGAUAAUGGCAGGAUGGUUUUACCUCCCCCAAGAUGGCGUUUGGACGGUUGCUGGGCAUUCGAUGGCGUCUCGUCGGCGGCAAGAUUGUCGCGUGCAGGAGCUUUCACAAUGGCUUGGAUGGCAAGGUCCGCGGGCCCACGCGGGCAGGCUGCUUUCUUUUCUCAUAUACCCUACAUGAUGCGCAGAACGAGACUUGGGGGUGGGCGCUGGAAGCGGGCGCACGCAGUACACCACGAGGCAGCCCAGGUCUUGUGGAGAGGGGAAGGGGGUUGUUGCUUGCGCAUGGUGUAUUGACGCGCGCGUCGUCUAGGAGUACAAGGCGUUUAUGGUACAGUGUACAUGCAGAUUGAGUCCAUCAAUACAGAAUCGUGGCACGAUGAUGCUCGAGAC